Messenger RNA from Mya arenaria, 1799 nucleotides. RefSeq lists its product as uncharacterized. Gene Ontology annotation, molecular function: ubiquitin-protein transferase activity. Bases 87 to 1799 code for a protein of 570 amino acids. The transcript is spliced from 3 exons. The record is from RefSeq and is a predicted model, not a curated record. Gene Ontology annotation, biological process: positive regulation of DNA-templated transcription. NCBI's taxonomy places the organism in Eukaryota, Metazoa, Mollusca, Bivalvia, Myida, Myidae. Gene Ontology annotation, cellular component: nucleoplasm; chromatin.
GAAUCGUUUGUAUACGUGGAAAUGUAUUAGUAGUUAGUGAGUUAUCUGAAAGAAUUGGUAUAUUUGCAGAUUGAAAAAGGUGGAUAAUGGAGGUUGCUGGACGAAAAUUAGACAAUGCCUCAACGGAGUUUGUUUUACAUUGUCAGCCGUGCCUGAAAGACGGGAGGGAGAUCAGCGCCAAUGGUUACUGCAAAAUUUGCAAGGAGUUUAUGUGUGAUCUUUGUAUAUCUGCCCACAAGAGGUUCGCCAUUUCAAGAAAUCAUGUUUUCCUAACGAAAGAUAAAAUGCCUUCUUUUUAUAUGAACAAAAACAAAGCUGAUUUUCUGCCUACCGAACCGUGUCAUGAACACAGUAGUGAAAUGAUAAAAUUUUAUUGUCCAACCCAUGAUGACCUUGGAUGCCCAGACUGCGUUGUGUUACACCACCGAAAUUGUAAGGUUGAAUAUUUGUCAGAGACAGCAAAACAAUACAAAGAGUCCGAGGAGUAUAAAACACUAAACAAAAACAUUGCACACAUGGAAACUGUACUUUCCGCUUUGAACAAUGAAGUAAACGAUUCCGAGACGUUCAUAUCAGAAAACACAAAAGAAGAAAUACAGAAUCUGAGGAAAUUUAGGACACAUAUGAAUCUUGUUCUGGAUACAAAGGAAAAUGUGUUGCUGAAAAGUAUGAAAGAAAACGAGAUCAAACAAAAAGAGAUACUUUCAAAAUUGAGAGUUGGGAUAAAAGGCUUAAAACAGACUCUAGCAGAAACGACAACAGACAUGCAAACGACAGAAAAACAGUUACACCAGCACUUCAUUCAUGCGAAAAUGGCCAAGAAGCAACUUGUGAAGCUGCAAGGAGAAAUCAAUAAGAUCAACGCAGAGAUCAUUUUGGACACGUCUGUUCGUUGCACAUUUUUGACAGACAAACACACUGAAGCUCUGAUCAACUCUUCAGACAUCUUAGGACGUGUCGACUUUUCCAAUGAAGGAAUUACAUCAGAGACAGACAUAGAUCUAUCUACUGUGGAAUGGACAAAAGAUCCCGAGCUGGACAUUUCAUGCACAGAAGACAAACAUGGACCCGAAAUAACAAGUUCCGCUCUUGUGGAACCAGGAAAAUGUCUUAUGGCCGACAAUAAUAAUAAAUGUGUUAAGCUUGUAGAUAUUAAUGUCAACAAGGUCUUGUCACGCAUUGAACUGAUUGGACGCCCUUGGCAGAUGUGUGCUCUCCCUAGCGGCCACGCAGCUGUUGCUCUUCCAAAUGCAUGCAGAGUACAAUUGGUAAGCGUUAAAAAUGAAUCAGUAAUUGCUGGGAUAAAUAUCGUCGUAUCAGGUUCAUGCUAUGGACUAGCAUACACUGAUAAAAGCCUUUUUGUAUUCUACGAACACCACGACAAAGCACCAGGAUACUCGUAUGUAGAAAGAUUAUCGAUGGCUGGAGAUGUGUUGCAAUCAUUUUCAAUGCAGACUAGAGCUGCACGAUAUAUAACCGUUAGCUCUUCCUCAAUUUACGUUAUUGAGUCUGGCAGUAGUCGUGUCUUUCAAGUUGAUUUCAACGGAAGUUUACUGAACACAUAUGAAGACCCGUUGCUAAACUUGUCAUCUGAAUCCACCAAGGUCGGGAAGGAACGAAUACUAGUGUUUGCUCGCAGUUCUCGUCAUAUAGUUUUGAUAAACGGAAAGGAGAGGAACCUGAAAGUUAUCUUAUCGUUAAAAGAUUUUGGGUCCCAGAAUGCUCCGUUUAAUUUAUCAUUCUGUCCAGUGAGCAGAAAACUUCUGGUUGGAUUGGAGGUCUUCAGUGCUGUUGUAUAA